Messenger RNA from Sinocyclocheilus grahami, 3707 nucleotides. RefSeq lists its product as uncharacterized. Bases 314 to 3178 code for a protein of 954 amino acids. NCBI's taxonomy places the organism in Eukaryota, Metazoa, Chordata, Actinopteri, Cypriniformes, Cyprinidae. The record is from RefSeq and is a predicted model, not a curated record. The transcript has 14 exons.
AUGGGGGUUGGAGAAGGAAAGGAGGGGGGAAUCCAAGAGAGCAUGCUCAGUCCUGAGAGACAGGCUACUGGAGCACACAUGUACCUUCCCUGUGAAGGAUACACACUCUCAUGAGCUUUCUACUCUUUUAUGAACACCCCAUGUGAAGAUAUGAACAAGGAGAUGUUGGUGAUUUGAUAAAACUGGUGUGAGGAUUCACUUUUGGACCUUGAACAGAUUUGUACAAGGGAUGCAUUAAGGAAGUUCUGCUUUUGGGGUGCACUUUGACACAAUGGCUCAGUUUUACAGCUGCUUUGGGGACAAAAAUUAAGACAUGAAACGUCGGACGUCAUCGCAGAACUCUGGCAUUGGAGGCAGUCCAAGUGAUUGUGACAUCAUGGCCUCGGGAUCUCCAGACGUCACAGUCUCUACUGAACCAUCAGAAGCUGCAGAAGAGUGUUCAGGGAAAAAGAAGUCCAAAUUCCAGACGUUCAAGAAUUUUUUUGUAAAGAAAAAAAGAAAGGAAAGUCCUGCACCUUCGAGUGAAAGUGGUUUGAAGGUCAGUCAAUCGAGUGACGACGUCAACACCUCAGAGCCAACCAUCAGCCACGCCAACAGUGAUAAUGACCGCGGAUCCAAGAUGAACUUGGGAAGCAAAGCCAUGUCACAUGAUAGUGUCUUCGUGUCUGAUUCGCUCUCAUCAGAGACUAAUGAGGGUCUGGGGGCGUCCCAGGACAGCAUUCAUGGGAAAGUGAAAUCUCUACAGCUGCAGUUGAAGCAGGCGAUUCGUCUGGGCUCUCCGCCAUCACUCCUCUGCGGGAGGAAAGAAGAGGACGCAGGGGCUCUUUCUGAAGAUGAUGGUCUUCCCUGUAGCCCCCCGGAGUAUUCCAGCCUCCACACUGUGCUGGCCACACCUCCUCACACAUCGGUGGAUUUGACCCAGAGUUCCUUGAGCAUGGAUGCUUCAGACAGUGAAGAUGAUCAGAUGUCUUAUGAAGCUUCUUCGAGACCCGGCACACCUCAGGGCUCCGUCCCCGUAGACUUCAGUUUUCCCGCCAGCUCCGUCUCCUGCUUAGACAGCUCAGCUGCCCGUCACCGCAUUGCUGUCAAAGCCAAUGCUUGUGUCAAGAGAAAGCCUGCCAGCAAGCAAAUGUUGGACAAGAGAAGGGACCUGAGAGAAAGAGUGCUACUCAGAGACAAAGAGGACAAAAUGCGGAUGAUGGUCACAAGUAUUGGAGAAGAACAGAAAAAUUUGCCCGGAGAACAGGUGAAUGAUUCAGACGGUGAAUCAUUUGCUUCUGAAGAAGAGGAAGAGGAAGUGACUACUCCAACAUCCUCCAUCUUUGCCGGAGACGUCUCUGAAGGAGAGGAACAUGUUCCUGCUGAGGAUCACGUCCCCAAGUCUGAGGUCCCAGAAUCCUCUUGGGAGCGUCCAGUAACACUCGAGCUGCAGGCCGAUGACUUCCUGUUGGACACAGGAUGUGAGGUCGUUCCUGAGGAGCAGGGGUCACUGCUUGAGGAAGUGUUGAGCUCCCUGAAGAGCCCUCUUGCAUCAGGACUAGCACUGGAGCAUGAGAAUAUGCUUCUUCAGAGUGAGGUGGAAUUCAUAAACAGUGAGAGUGUGGUUUCUCGGCUUGAGGAAGGCAACAAAGAUCUUCUCGAUUCCUCAGAGCCUAUGGUGACCACAAAGGAGCAGGUUCCUCUACCAGACUCGCUUUCAGAGUCAUCUGUAGAUUCAGAAGAGAUCUCCGAGGAGACCACAGAGGAAGAGGAGCUGCUGGAGGUGCCAGAGUCUGCUGAUGCAGGUCACCAAGUGCCUGAAGCUGAUGACGAGAAACAAGCAGACAAGGCUGAAAGUGCCGAAGAGGACGAAGAGUUAUUAGAAUCGCCAAAAGCUUUUGCAGUAAAUGUGACAGAGCAAGAUGAAGAUGCUGUUGAGGAUGAAGCUGAAAUGGAGACAGAAACCAAAGACGCUGGAGAAGAAGAUGAUGAAUUGCCAGUGGUGGAACCUGAGAAAAGGGAGGACUCUACUAAUGAUGUUGAACGUCAAGAGGUCGGAGGUCAGACAGCUUCUCUAGAGCCUGAGAAAGAUGAGACUUCAUGUGACCAAAGAGAAUCAUCUGCAGUCAAUGUGGAGAACAUUCCUGAAUCUGAUCCGACAGUCCGAGAUGAUGUCUGGAGCUCAUCAGAGACCAGUGAUGAGCCUGAAGCCUCUGAAGCUCCGCCAGAGACGCCUGUCGAGGUCCUUCUUUCUACUGUGGCUCCUGUGCUAGAGAGUCCAGUUCUCCAUUCUCAGUUGUCUCCUGUAGAUCAAGAAGAGCAACCUGAGCCCAACAAGCUGGAUGUGUCUGGUGAGCCUCAGGAAGUGUCUUCAGAAAAACUUGAGGUUGUUUCUGAGCAGCAAGAUCAGCAAGUUUUUGAGUCGCCUACAAGAGAACUGACGGGAAUCGCUGAGGUUCGACCUCGGUUCACCAUCACCCCUGCGUGGCAAAGGUCAUUGGCUUCUGGAGGCGCCCAAGAGCAGUCCCAGACCAUCUCAGCGGUGCCACCAGAGACUAAUGCCUCUGAUGAAUCGCCCCAAACAGAGACGCCCCAUGCUCAAGAAGAGACGACCCUAGAGACCCCGUUUGGAGUGCGUUUGAGAAAGACUCCAGUCCUGCACCGCUAUGGUUUAGAUGGAGAAUCGCCUUGGAGCCCAGCGCAAACAGAGUCUUCAGGGGCGCAGGAGACCCUGGACCAUGACCAGAGUGGCCGGAAGCCCAUCCCGCCAAAGAAGCCCGAUCUGCUAGUUGACACUGUGAUGUCGGCCAGAAAAAUCCCAGAUACAGGGGGAAGAAUAUCUGUUGGUAGCACCGAGUCUCCAAGCUGGAUCUCUGUGGCCAGACAGAAGCAGAGGAACUUCAUCGAGAACUCGCCAGAAAACUCUCCAGAGAAACUUCCCUCACAGGGGGACGUCAAAAGACAGGAUUCACCGGACACUUUAUCAAAUCCAAUCGCCAAAGAGCAACUGACACAGCCAUGUUCACCUUUACAAGUGUUCUGCUCCCUUGAACUGAACAACACAUCCACGUUAGAGAAGGAAAGUAAGAGAAGCGCUAACCCGUCCGCUGCACCUUUGGUCCAAGAUGAGCCUCCCUGGCUGGCUCUCGCUAAGAAGAAGGCCAAAGCAUGGAGUGAAAUGCCCCAGAUUGUUCAGUGAAAAGCCCAGCUGGCAAAUGGACUUCAUAAUUCUCCUCUAUAUUUUACAUACACAUGAACAAAACUUUGCUUAAUCAGCCCGGUGUCAUUUAUGUUUUUUGACGUCGUAAAGGAGACGGAUGCACAGUAGACUGGGGCUUAUGGGUAAUACGUUGCAUUUGUAAGUUGAUUUGCAACAAAAUACAUUUACAUUAGUUUAAUCAGACUGUCACAGGUCAGAGUUCAGAAUGCUUCAAACUGAGGAAAACAAUCCUAACAGGUUUUGCAUACAAAAAGAAAAAAACAUUCCAAAAAUUUGAAAAUGAUGAGCCGCCAUCAAAGCUUUAUUUAGUGUUUUUAUUUAGGACUGUUUGGAGACCGUCACUGCUCUUUAUUAAGUAACUUUGCUAUGUUCUGUUAUAGCCUUGAAAGUUAGUAACACAGUUAUCAUGAAUGGAGCUGAAGGUGUCUUUGUAUUUAUUUAUCUCACUCUUGUAUGUUUUAUGUAUUUUUGUAUUUACGUGCACAGUUUUGUGACUUGUACAUAAAAA